GUCGUAUGUCUGGUAUCCGAGUGCCGUGCUUUUCUGAGCAUACGGAGGGAUAAUGGAGAAAAUAAACUCCAUGGCCAAACAGAUCCAAUUACCAACCUACCAUAAGGUACAAACCAAUGGACGAUCGAAAAUCUAAGCCAGGCGGAAGUAUCAAACCCAAACUCUUCUUCCGUGCCACAGCUGAGAGGUGGUUAAAACCUCCCAGGUUGGAAUCAAAGAAUAUCAGCAGUCAAUUCAAAGGUGGGCAUUGGCCUUGAUCUCAAAAUUUGCCUACCUCCAGUGGUCCCGAACGAGGUAAACACCAUGAAAGCAGCGUAAUGCAGCAUAAUGCAGCGUAAUGCUGGCAGAUCCUAUAGCGAACCCAACCCCCAGUCCGAGUCGCGAUACAUCUGCAGAUACGCAGAACCUGCAGCAAGGUCAACCUACCUGAUGCACACCGGAUAUCGCGGAGGAGGGCGAAUCUGUUGAAAAUUCCAUCCGAAACUGUAACAAGAUCACUGACAGUUUGCAGCAUUGUUCUCCCCCGCCUCCUCCUCCUCCUCCUCAUCACCUCCCUUCCCUCGAUGACGGCUUGAAGGCAAGGUUUCAGACUGAAGAACGUAACGCGCAGAGGCAAGGAAGAGAGCUCCUGGACACCUAUCGGCCCGUUGUACUUUAAAGCGCACGCCGCGCUUUAAAUGGGAUUUGAUGGAGCGGGGCCGCUGACAAGCGGGGGCGAGUUUUGGCGGCGCCCGUGGCGGGGAAUGGCUGGAGAGGCCGGAGAGUUCGGAGAACGUUGGGCAUUGGGCUCCUCCUGCUGCUGCUGCUGCUGCUGAUGUGUGUUGCGAGUGGGCACGCCGCGGAAGGAGGAGAACUGAUGCAUCAUCCCUUCCACGCGAGAUUUGAAACCGGGUCCCGGUCCCGGAACCCUUUCAUGGCCGCAGCUGCCACUCUCUCAGGGUUUUGUGCUCCGCGCGGGACUCGUAGAGGGAAUCGGACGUGCGCCGCAGUCCUCCAUGAUCCGCCGAAGCGUGUGUGGAUUUGGAAGUCGUCGAUUGACUCGUCGAGGGUUUUCGUGCCUAUUCCAGGUGAAGCAUGCGGGUGGGACGGGUCAAAAUGGAGUGCUAUUUUCUCGACGGAGCUGAAUUUUGGAGACGAGUGGAGCGGCUGUCAGCUGGUUCACAAGGCAUGAAUGUGAAUUUCCACCGGAUUCCACCGGUAUCCAAAGCCUAAUCAAGGUCUCGUUGAAGAAAUUCUGCUGAGUCGAGCAAUUUGGCCCGAGUUUUGAUUCUUCAAUCAGACGUUGCGGAUACAAAUCGGGAUUCUUCGCUUCAAUUACGGAGAUUAGACACAGAGGCCAUGAUGAUAGUUGCGUGGGUUUUGCGACUGAUGGUUUGGGAUUUUGGACAAAUUGCCAAGACCUUAAACCCUCACGCAAUCUUUUCGCCUGACCUCCAGCAGCUGUCAAUGUCCUGAAGUCGCAGCUUCUGGUGGGCACUUAAGAUCACACCCGGUUUUCUCGAUUUCUUGGAGGGUUGUGGAAAUGGCGUGCCUAUGACUCCUUGCUGCUGCAUUGCCGAUUCCUUGGACCGAGCGAGGACCAAAUUUUCUAAUUUUGUGGCUCUGUCGACAUUGGCUCGGGAUUUAUGAGUUAGGGGUAUAGGAUAAUGAGCCUGCCUUUGAAUAAGCGACCCAUGCCCAUCGUGAUGGGUGGACAAGGCAGGCUGAGCCUACGGCUCGUUUGCGCUGCGCAGAGCUGGGCGCACUCUGACGUCCAGCGUGUCAAUGUAAACCUCCAGCAGCGUUUGGAUUGUGGUCGCAGUGUGCCGGAGAAAGGAAAUUGGCGCCACUUUUGGAGCAAAUCGAAUGGGCGGAAGGGUUUCAUCCCCACCCGUGGAUGGCCUGCUAAGCAAUUUCGGCAGGUGCUUCCUUCGAUUGCUGUCUGCAGAUCUCAAGCUGCCGCAGGUGCUGCGGCUUCCUGUAUCAAGGAGAGCAGAGGGUUGAGGACCAAGAGCGGCUCCAGUCGAUCAGGCAGUUCGGUGGGUAAACACGCUGCGGCAGAGAGGAUUUCUCAACGUGGAGACGCGAAGUAUAUCAGUUGGUGGGAGGAGAGAAUGAGCGAGUGCCAGAAGUCCUCGACGAGAGAGCUGAUGAAGCGCCUCGUCUUCACGAACCUCCUCGGAGUCAACCCCAGCCUUCGGAUGGGUAAUUUGAAGGAGGGCUCCAUUGCGGCGGAGCUUCUGGAGAUCAAGAGACGAUUCCCGCACGAAGUAAUUCUCUGCCGGAUAGGCGAGUUUUACGAAACGCUGGGAUUCGAUGCCUGCGUGCUGGUGGAGUAUGCAGGCCUGAACCCCAUGGGAGGAUUGAAGAGCGACGCCGUGCCGAAAGCAGGGUGCCCCAUCGUGAACCUUCGCCAAACUCUGGACGACCUCACUAGGCACGGGUUCUCCGUCUGCAUCGUGGAGGAAGUCAAGGGUCCCAGCAACGUCAGGCAGAGAAAAGAGCGAUUCAUCGCCGGCCACGCGCAUCCUGGCAGUCCUUACGUCUAUGGACUGGCUGAAGCCGAUCUCGACGUCGACUUCCCUGACCCCGUUCCGGUAAUCGGCAUUGCGCGUUCUGCGCUGGGCUAUCGCUUCAUCUCUGUAGUGGAGAUGCUUCGAACGGUUUCUGUCGACGAUCAGCUGACCGAAGAAGCUGUGGUCGCCAAAUUGAGAGCGAAGCCAUACCAAAGGCUCUUCCUGCACAAGACAUUGAAGUACAACUCGACCGAGACGGUACGUUGGGGCGAGUUUGGCGAAGGAGGGUUGCUGUGGGGUGAGUGCAGAGGGAAGCAAUUCGAGUGGUACGAGAAUGAACCAGUUUCUGAGCUGCUGUCGAGGGUGCGGGAGCUUUAUGAUUUGGACGUGGACGUUGAGUUUCGGAGCAUCGUAACUCCUCCCGGUGAGCGCCCUCGACCUCUGUACGUGGGGACUGCUGCGCAGGUCGGCGUUCUUCCAACUCAAGGAGUGCCGAGUCUCCUCAAAGUGCUCCUUCCCAAGGACGUGAAUGGGCUCUGCACGGCCUACUUACGAGAUUUGCUCCUCAAUCCACCUCCACAUCGAGUGGCGAGUCGAAUCCAGCAAGCGGUUCGUCUCAUGACCAGCGUCUCCUGCUCUAUCCCCGACUUCACUUGUGUGUCCGCUGCCAAGCUCGUGAAGUUGAUUGGGGCGAGGGAGGCCAAUCACAUCGAGUUCGCUCGUUUGAGAGACAUGGCGGAGGAUGUUCUGCUGAUGGACAGUGAGCCUCAGCUGACAGGAAUUUUGGAUCUGCUACUGGACCCAACUUGGCUGGCGACGGGGUUGAGGAUCGGCCGGGAGCAUCUCGUGGAGGACUGCAGGUUCUUCGUCAAACGACUGAGUGAUGUGCUCGCUCCUGCAGGGGAUCCCGAGAACGCAAUAAGCAAGAGCGAUCUAGUGCCGGAUGAGUUCUUCCAGGACAUGGAAGUCCGAUGGAGGGGCCGCGUCAGGAGAGAGCAUGUGGAGAAAGCAUAUGCGGACGUGGACAGAGCAGCUACGGUUCUGGCCGAGAUUUUGGACGAAGAUUUCACUCCGAUCGUGAAGAGGACUCGGGCGCUAGCUGCACCUCUCGGAGGAGGAGCAGGAGGGGCCAAAGCGGAGGUUUCGUACAGCCGUGAACACAAAGGGAUAUGGUUGAAGGGCAGGCGCUUCGUGCCGACGGUCUGGGGUGGCACCCCGGGGGAGGAAGAGAUCAAGCGUCUGAAACCAGCGCUGGAUUCCAAAGGUAAGAAGGUCGGCGAUGAAUGGCACACCACCAAGCGCGUCGAUGCAGCUCUGAGUGAUUACAGGUCCGCUGUGGAAGCGGCGUCCAUGGCUGUACUGGACUGUCUGAAAGGUAUUGCGGAAGAGUUGCAGUGCAAGAUGAAUGCUGUGGUCUUCGUUGCCUCGAUCUCGGUCAUCGCCAAAACACUUUUUUCUCAUGUCAGCGAGGCAAGGAGGCGGAGAUGGGUCGUGCCUGCACCUCUGCAAGGCUCGGAAGAUGAGGUCAGCGAGAAGACGGGAGAAGGCGAUGUUGAUAGUAGUGGUGCAGGAGAGUCAUUUUUGUACCUGCAAGAUAUGUUUCCCUACUGGUUGGAUCGAACUCGGGAGCAGGCUGUGCUGAACACAAUUCAGAUGUCGUCCAUGUUUCUCCUGACGGGACCGAACGGUGGAGGCAAGUCCAGCAUCCUGCGAUCGGUUUGUGCCGCUUCUCUUCUAGCAACUUGUGGUUUGACGGUUCCCUGCCGCUCUGCUGUGGUCCCUCGGCUGGACUCGAUAAUGUUGCGCAUGAUGAUAUCGGACAGUCCAGCUGAUGGGAAGAGCUCAUUUCAGAUGGAGAUGUCCGAACUUCGCAGCAUUACCAGCGAGGCGACAUCCAAAUCUCUCGUUCUUUACGACGAAUUGUGCAAAGGGACGGAAGUCAACAAGGGCACAUUCAUUGUGGCCAGUGUGUUGGAGCAUCUGGACAAAGUCGGUUGCUUGGGUGUGAUCUCCACCCACUUGCAUGGCCUCCUCGACAUGGAUCUGAAUGCUCCGAGAGUUGUAAGGAAGGCCAUGGGAGCUGAACUGGUGGAUGGUCGUUUGCAACCCACCUGGAAGCUGGUCGAUGGAGAGUGCCGAGAGAGCUUGGCGUUCGAGACUGCCAGGAAGGAGGGCGUUCCCGACAGCAUCGUGAACCGGGCGGAGGAAUUCUACGAAGCGUGGAAGAACCAUCAUUCGGAAACAAAUUGCCAGGACUCCGACGAGAAUUUCAAGAAACCAUUGUACGUAGACGUGAGUUUGCCUCGAGUUUUGGGAGGUACAAGCCUGGCUCUUCCUGCCAGAGAAGGAUCAAACCUUCAAGGCAGUAGAGACAGUGGCAACCCAGCUUUCAGUGCACCGCUUGGAAAGAGUCCAGGAGUUGAGGAAGCCAGGUUAUCAAGUGCUGAGAAACCUCGGGCGAUUCCCAACCAAUCUGCAGCAGCUGCCGCUUCUGCUGCCGCGAGUGACACGGUUUUGGUGGCUGGAAGGUCGGCGAGUACCUUAAAUCCGUUGUCUUCACUAAACGCCUCUCCCCGGGGCACGAGGCCCUUAGUUGGGACUCAGCAAGCGGCAAUGACGAAGGACUUGUUAGUGAAGCGCCUCAACUUGCCGAAAGAAAGCGACUUGUAUAUUACUAGAUCGGACAUGAAUGGAUCGCCCAGAAGUAGUCGGGGGUCAGUUGCCCGAAUUGACCAAGCUUUUGUCAAGAUAUGCGAAGAGAAGCUCGGUCAACUGCAGCACGAUGCAGCAGAUCGUGAAGCUGGAAGGGGAAUCAAGUGCUUUUACGUUGGCCCACGACAGAAACCUCCUCCCACUAUCACCAAUCGGUCGUGUGUUUACAUUCUCGAACGGCCGGAUGGGAUGUUCUAUGUGGGCCAGACAGAUAAUUUGUCAGGCCGAAUCACCGUCCAUCGAACCGUGGCAGAGCUCAGCGAAGCGUCGGUCCUUUACAUUCCGCUGCCCAACAAGAGUGUGGCGUGCGAGAUCGAGACCUGCCUCAUUCACCAGCUUCCGUUCAUGGGGUUCUUUCUCGUCAAUAGGGGCGAUCAAAACCACCGACACUUCGGCACCGGUUAUCUCCAGGAUGAUAAUGGCAGCCCACCUUUUUGAAUUGGACCCCUCACUUUUUACCGAUACUCUUGUUCUGCUUUUGACCCAGAAGACCAUCAGUGAGGUCAAAUCACUGGAAAAUUUUGUCAACACGUGCUGUAGAUCAAGUCUUGCGUCCGCUGAUCUAAUCCUCGGGUGGCGCGUAUGGCGGCUAGGAAAUGUGCAUAUUGACCAUCCAGAGCCCCCGAUUUAGCUGUAAACGCUAUGAAGAACGGAGCAGAAAUUGUUUGAUUCCAUGAGCGCCUCUUAAGAGAUUCCCUGCGAGUAUAUUUAUGAGUAUACUUUGGAUGUGUAGAGGAUUUCAAGAGCAGGUUUAUAGAAGCUAUUUAGAGUCCCACACCGAGGUGGUGACUACUCAGUUUCUUACGUCUGGGAAGGAUCCGUAAUGUAAAAAUUCUCAACGAUCAAGAAACAUUUGACGCAA
Messenger RNA from Marchantia polymorpha subsp. ruderalis, 6069 nucleotides. The record is from the annotation of a GenBank genome assembly. Lineage: Eukaryota; Viridiplantae; Streptophyta; Marchantiopsida; Marchantiales; Marchantiaceae.